GUGAGUAUACGUUGCAAGAUGAAAUCUUUCAUUAAUUAAUUACAAAAUAUCAUUUUGUUUAGAAUUUCUGAAGCUACACUAUAUUAUAAAGACACCAUAAACCGAUUUAGCAGCAAAUCACAACAAUCUGCAAAGAUCCAAGAAAUCCAUAAGAGAGAUGUCCUGUGCAGCUUUACUGGAUGGCAAUGCCCAGCCCAAGUCUAUGAGCCGAGCGAGGCAGUGGACGGAUAUAGUGGAGAAUCUCUACAGAUUUCAAGAGGCGGGAUACAGGGAUGAGCUGGAGUACAUGCAAAUUAAACAAGUGGAGAUUGACCGAUGGCCGGAGACAGGGUUCGUGAAGAAACUUCAGCGACGAGACAACACAUUUUAUUACUAUAGCAGAAAGCGGGAGUGUGAGGACAGAGAUGUGUACAAAGUCAAGGUGUACGUGUACUGACAUCCUUGACCUGCUCUGGCACUUCUUCUGUAUCUCAGUCUUUCCACUCUGUGAUUUUUAACGAAGACAGCAUUGCAUAGUUGAAUAAACUGAUGGAUAAACUAUAA
This is a messenger RNA of Ictalurus punctatus (channel catfish), 543 nucleotides long. It is a transcript of the gene meig1, whose product is annotated as meiosis/spermiogenesis associated 1. The transcript has 3 exons. The coding region runs from base 158 to 436 and encodes 92 amino acids. Lineage: Eukaryota; Metazoa; Chordata; Actinopteri; Siluriformes; Ictaluridae. Gene Ontology annotation, cellular component: nucleus. The record is from RefSeq and is a predicted model, not a curated record.